Tauraco erythrolophus (red-crested turaco) is the source of this 2305-nucleotide messenger RNA. The record is from RefSeq and is a predicted model, not a curated record. Lineage: Eukaryota; Metazoa; Chordata; Aves; Musophagiformes; Musophagidae.
GGUGGACGACAUUCCUCCAGGAAUAUCACUGCUUCCUGAUAACAUUCUUCAGGUCCUCAGGCUCCAGCUGCUACAGUGUGUCCAGAAAAUGUCAGAUGGACUAGAAGAGCAGCAGCAGGCUCUGUCACUUUUACUUGUGAAAUUCUUUAUCAUCCUUUGCAGAAAUUUGGCUAAUGUGGAGGAGAUUGGGAUGUGUUCAUACAUUAACCAUGUUAUCACCAUGACUACAUUAUACAUUCAACAGGAGAAACUUGGUAUAAUUUGUAUGACCAAAUUAAGGAAUCCUUUUCCUUCUUAUUUACUCCAAUCAGAAUGUUUUCAAGAAAGUGAACAUCUCAAGGAAAGCCUAAAAUGUUGCCUGCUACAUCUCUUUGGAGCUAUUGUGGCUGGUGGUCAGAGGAAUGCUCUUCAAGCAGUGUCUCCUGCCACCAUGGAAGUCUUGAUGCGUGUUUUAGCAGACUGUGAAAACUGGGAUGACAGGAACCCUGAGGAAGUGAGCAGGAAGGCAGAGCUGACUCUGAAGUGCCUGACAGAAGUUGUCCAUAUCCUUCUAACCAGCAGUUCUGACCAGCGGCAAGUGGAGACAAGUACAAUAUUGGAGAACUAUUUCAAGUUGCUUAAUUCAGACCAUUCAGCUUUACCUAAUCCAAGGCGAUGCAGGCAGUGGGAGAGCAGGUUCAUAGCACUACAGAUCCAGAUGCUGAAUACCAUCACAGCUAUGUUAGACUGCACAGACAGGCCUGUUCUGCAGGCAAUUUUCCUUAACAGUAACUGCUUUGAGCAUCUCAUUCGACUGUUGCAGAACUGCAAGCUGUUUUUAAAUGCUAACAAUAAAGUGGCAGACAAGAGUGAGAAAGACCUUGCCAACAAAUUACUGACAGAAAUGAAUGAGGACCAGGUGUUUCAGGGACACCUAGACUGCUUGGCAGUAUCAACCAUUCAAGCCCUCACAGCAGUAAUGCACAAGUCUCCAGCUGCUAAGGAGGUCUUCAAGGAGAGAAUUGGUUAUGCACACAUAUACGAGGUACUAAAAUCACUGGGUCAACCCUCACGGGAGUUGCUGGAAGAACUCAUGAAUAUGGCCGUUGAAGGUGACCACAUGGCUGUUGGGAUACUAGGCAUUAGUAAUGUCCAGCCUUUAUUGCUGCUUAUCCAGUGGCUUCCAGAACUAGAAUCACAUGACCUGCAGAUUUUCAUCUCAAAUUGGUUGAGGCGAAUCUGCUGUAUUAACAGACAGAGUCGUGCCACGUGUGUCAAUGCGAACAUGGUCAUCUGUAUCAUUGAGACACUAAAUUCCCACUCCGCGCUCCAUUGUACUUGUGCAGAGAACCUGAUCGCGCUUCUGGGCUCUUUGGGCAGCCAGUCAAUGGGCUCAGAAGAACUGCUUCAACUAAUACGGCUCCUGAGGACUGAGGAACCAAAACAAGCUCACCCUUACGUUGUUCCAGUGAUGCGAGCCAUUCUAACAAUGGCCCGGAAGCAGGGCAUGUCUAGUGCCUUGCAGUAUUUCAACUUGUACCACAGCAUGGCCGGAAUUGCUGUUCCAUCAAUUCAUAAGUGGCCAGGCUCUGCGUUUUCUUUCAGCGCUUGGCUCUGCCUUGACCAGGACCGGGUGGACCCUAGCACAACUAGCAAAAGUGGCAAGAGGAAGCAACUCUAUAGCUUUUUUACAGGAAGUGGUAUGGGUUUUGAAGCAUUUAUUACAUGCUCGGGGGUAUUGGUGGUUGCAGUUUGCACGAAGAGGGAAUAUGCAACAGUAAUGCUGCCUGACCAUUGUUUUUUUGACUCUCUCUGGCACAACAUAACUAUUGUUCACAUGCCUGGAAAGAGGCCCUUUGGUCAAAGCCUUGUGUACAUCUAUGUGAAUGGACAGCAGAAGGUCUCUGCCCCACUUCGAUUCCCUGCCAUGAAUGAAUCUUUUACUUCUUGCUGCAUUGGUUCAGCUGGACAAAGAACAACAACUCCUCCUCCAUCUCAGAUACCAGAUCCGCCUUUUUCCUCCCCUAUUAUGCCCCAUCGGACAUCACUUGGGGGCAUCCUCUCUACAGGAAGUUGGGGUGGGAUACCUGGAAAACCAGAGCUCAUCACCAAGAUGAUCUCAGCAGGUACUCAGGACAGUGAAUGGGGAUGUCCAACAUCUUUGGAGGGCCAGCUUGGGUCAGUUAUCAUCUUUCAUGAAGCACUGCAACCUCCUCAGGUGAAGGCAUUAUAUUUAGCAGGUCCAAACUGUUUAACUCCAUGGAAGUCUCAAGAGGCUGAAGUAGCGGAUCUCCCCAGUAAGGUGCUGCUUCAUUAUACACCGAAG